AUCUGUCACGCCCCCAGAGAGUCACGUAGCUCUGCGGCAACUGCUGCCACCUUAUUUACUCCAGCUUGGACCGAGCUAAUCAGACGAAAAGUGAGCUGUGCUGUGGCUCCCGCUGCUGACUGGCUGAGUAUAGACAACUGUCAUCAUGCCCCACUCAUACCCAGCUCUUUCUGCUGAGCAGAAGAAGGAGUUGUCGGAUAUUGCUCUACGGAUCGUGGCCCCCGGCAAGGGCAUUCUGGCUGCAGAUGAGUCCGUAGGCAGCAUGGCCAAAAGGCUGAGCCAAAUUGGGGUGGAGAACACUGAGGAGAAUCGCCGGCUGUACCGCCAGGUCCUAUUCAGUGCUGAUGACCGUGUGAAAAAGUGCAUUGGGGGGGUUAUUUUCUUCCAUGAGACACUCUACCAGAAAGAUGACAAUGGUGUCCCGUUCGUCCGCACCAUCCAGGAUAAGGGCAUUCUUGUAGGCAUCAAGGUUGACAAGGGUGUAGUGCCUCUAGCUGGGACUGAUGGGGAAACCACCACUCAAGGGCUGGAUGGGCUCUUGGAACGCUGUGCUCAGUAUAAGAAGGACGGUGCAGAUUUUGCCAAAUGGCGCUGUGUACUGAAAAUCAGCGAUCGCACGCCGUCGGCACUGGCCAUAUUGGAGAAUGCCAAUGUGCUGGCUCGCUAUGCCAGUAUCUGCCAGCAGAAUGGGAUCGUGCCUAUUGUGGAGCCUGAGAUCCUGCCUGACGGAGACCAUGACCUCAAACGUUGUCAGUAUGUUACAGAGAAGGUCCUGGCUGCUGUAUACAAGGCCCUGAGUGACCAUCAUGUAUACCUGGAAGGGACUCUGCUCAAGCCCAACAUGGUGACCCCUGGCCAUGCCUGUCCCAUCAAGUAUAGCCCAGAAGAGAUUGCCAUGGCAACUGUCACUGCCUUGCGUCGUACUGUGCCCCCAGCUGUCCCAGGGGUGACUUUCCUGUCUGGGGGUCAGAGUGAAGAGGAGGCUUCUCUCAACCUCAAUGCCAUCAACCGCUGCCCACUUCCCCGGCCCUGGGCCCUCACCUUCUCCUAUGGGCGUGCCCUGCAGGCAUCUGCACUCAAUGCCUGGAGAGGACAAAGGGAUAAUGCUGGGGCUGCUACUGAGGAGUUUAUCAAGCGGGCAGAGAUGAACGGGCUUGCAGCUCAGGGCAGAUAUGAAGGCAGUGGAGAUGGCGGAGCGGCAGCACAGUCCCUCUACGUCGCCAACCAUGCCUACUGAGGCACGCGUAUUCCACCCACAGCCCUUGGCCUAGCAAUGCACACUCCAUUUUGCCUAUAGUCACAGCCAGGGCCAAAUAGCUGUGCAGAACAGAGAUAUCUUUAUCCAGCGCCAAGUCAUCUCACAUCUCACAUGCCUUACAUUGCUGUACCCGAGACCACAGGAUGGGAGGGUAGAGACGCCCUCCCAUGUUUGAGGAUGGGGGGACUUUCUAGAAAUCAGAACAGAACAUGUGGACCUUUCUCCUGUCUCUACCAGCCCUAACAGUUACCCUUGAUGGUAUAGUUUGUCCUUGGGCUCUGCUUGCUAAUCGUCUCUCUUGGAAUCAGGGGGACAUGAACUCCAGCCCUGACUCAUGCUCCUUAUGCUCUGAGUACAUAGCAAAUAAAUGAGAGCAAAACACAGCACACCA
Molecule: messenger RNA, 1649 nt
Organism: Mus caroli (Ryukyu mouse)
Lineage: Eukaryota; Metazoa; Chordata; Mammalia; Rodentia; Muridae
Gene: Aldoc
Product: aldolase, fructose-bisphosphate C
Biological process (GO): glycolytic process
Molecular function (GO): fructose-bisphosphate aldolase activity
Source: RefSeq, a predicted model, not a curated record